AUGAAUGACAUAAACUGCACUUCUGAGCAGAAACUAAAGGGUGCAGUAUCUUUGCUUCGCGAUGAGAGGAAGUAUGUGAGCGUAAGCUAUAUAAAUGCUCGUAAACAUGAUUUCAUGAAUCUUGCACAAGGCGAUAGAACUGUAACCGAUUAUGAGGCCGAAUUUCUGAGACUAAGCCGCUACACUCGAGGCAUGGUGGCAUCCGAGUAUGAGAAAUGUGUCCGCUUUGAAGACGGCUUGAGGGACAGUUUGAGGGUAUUGAUAGCUCUGCAGAAGGAGCGAGAAUUUGUUGCUCUAGUGGAUAAGAAGCUUAAGAAACAGACCAGAACUGAUAGGCCUUCUAGAAUGGGGGUCUCAAUUGCUACUAGGGUUCAGCCAUGCAGUGAUUGUGGUAGGCGCCAUCCGAGCGAGUGUUGGAGGAGAUUAGGGGCUUGUCUGCAAUAUGUAUUUCUUGAUGAGCUAUCGGGUUUACCUUCAAAUAGAGAAGUUGAGUUUGGCAUUGAGCUUCUACCGGGUACAGCUCUGGUGUCUAUUACUUCUUAUCGAAUGGCACCGAAAGAGCUUAUGGAGCUUAAGGCUCAGCUUCAAGAGCUUUUAGAUCAUGGAUUCAUCCAUCCCAGUGUGUCUUCGUGA
This is a messenger RNA of Gossypium raimondii (Peruvian cotton), 633 nucleotides long. RefSeq lists its product as uncharacterized. Bases 1 to 633 code for a protein of 210 amino acids. The record is from RefSeq and is a predicted model, not a curated record. The transcript has 4 exons. Lineage: Eukaryota; Viridiplantae; Streptophyta; Magnoliopsida; Malvales; Malvaceae.